AUGGAUUUGAACAACAACACGUUUCUGGUUACACUCGGGGAUGAUCAGGAUUACCUAAGGGCUUUGGCAGGAGGACCUUGGGUCAUAUUGGACCACUAUUUAGUCGUUCACCCCUGGUCAACCUCUUUCCGUACCUCCGACAAGCCUCACCGAUCAGUCGUCACAUGGGUCCAAUUGCCAGAACUACCGGUGCAUUUCUAUCAUAGAGAAGUGCUAUUUGCCUUGGGAAACCUCAUCGGUCGGACAGUCAAGCUAGAUUAUCAUACGGAGAAUCUUGGAUGCGGAAAGUUUGCUAGAUUAGGUGUGGAAUUGGACAUGUCCAAACCCCUGCCUACUCGCAUCCGGCUGGACGGUUUUUGGCAACCAGUGCUCUAUGAGAAUCUACCAACAUUUGUUAUGAAUGUGGGCGAAUUGGGCACAAAGAAGAGGAUUGUCCGACCAAGAAAUCUUCUCAACCUAUGGAUUUGGUUGUGGUCGGAGAUAGUGGAAAGACUCUGCCGCCGGAAACAGAGACGUCGGAGCCACCUGCCGGCUAUGGUCCAUGGAUGCAGGUGA
Messenger RNA from Linum tenue, 555 nucleotides. The record is from the annotation of a GenBank genome assembly. NCBI's taxonomy places the organism in Eukaryota, Viridiplantae, Streptophyta, Magnoliopsida, Malpighiales, Linaceae.